Molecule: messenger RNA, 2192 nt
Organism: Aspergillus candidus
Lineage: Eukaryota; Fungi; Ascomycota; Eurotiomycetes; Eurotiales; Aspergillaceae
Product: allantoate permease family MFS transporter
Exons: 1
Coding region: 498-2033 (511 amino acids)
Biological process (GO): allantoate transport; tripeptide transport; dipeptide transport
Cellular component (GO): plasma membrane
Molecular function (GO): allantoate transmembrane transporter activity; dipeptide transmembrane transporter activity
Source: RefSeq, a predicted model, not a curated record
GGCUGCACCAUCAUUGACUCAACUCUACACAGAACGCAUGGCUAAAUAAAUUGACUAUCGUGUCUACCGAUCUCUGAUGGUACUUGGCAUCUUAGAGUUCGGUGAGAUGUAGAAUGGCGUCGCUGAUAUAAGGUGUCCCAGUCUGACGGGCGUCCCCGGUCCAUGGAGGACUUUUCCGUGCCAAGCCCAGACCAAGCCGAGUUUAUCGCGUUCCCCACCGAGCUGUCAACCCGAGCGAUGGCCGGAAAAAAAAUAAGGGAAAACCAUAGUCAAGCGUACAGAAAAUGACUCAAACUGCCAGUAGCGAAAAGAGGCUAGGGGCCGAUCCAGCGAUGGCGUGCUCAGGAAGUAGUGCGUCGCCAUCGACAGGGACAGCAGGCCAAAUCGAUUUAAAGAUCAACGGAAUUCCAUCAGCGCGGUUCGGCGUUUCGUAGGAUACGAGAAAAGAAAAAAAUCAAAUCAACUUCGCUCCCGGCCGCGGGAAACUCGACGCGAACAUGGCAUCCCCGGAGCCAUCCCAAGUGGACCACCUUCCACCACCGCACGUCUCUUCCGAUGAGAAAUCACCCGCUGCCCAAACCAGCGGCGGCGAUGGAGCGCUCGAUUUAUUGGCAGCAGGUGGCCGUGGCAACAAUCUAGAUCCUGAAGCAUCAGGGCGCCUGGUGCGCAAGAUCGACCUGUACGUCAUGCCGUUGAUCUGCGUCGUGUACUUCCUUCAGUACCUGGACAAGAUCGCGAUCAGCUACGCCAGUGUGACGGGGAUGCGCGAGUCCACAAACCUCCACGGCAAUCAAUUCAACUGGGUGUCCAGCAUGUUCUUCUUCGGCCAGCUGGCGCUCUCGUUCCCGACGAUGCGUCUGAUCCAGGCCUUUCCCCUGGCGCGCUACGUCGCCGUCAACGUGACCCUCUGGGGAAUCAUCUUGGCUUGCAUGGCGGCCUGUCAGUCGUUUGCGUCGCUGAUGGUCUGUCGUACGCUUCUGGGCGCCAUGGAGGCAGCCGUGGUGCCCGCCUGGGUAGUCUUCACCUCGCAGUGGUAUCGUAAGGAAGAGCAGGCGUUCCGCGUUGGUAUCUGGUUUUCCAUGUGCGGGUGGGCCCAGAUGCUCGGAGGCUACAUUGCCUAUGGGGUGGCCGUCCACAUCGGGGGCGACCCCAACGCCUCCCUACGGGGUUGGCAGGUCAUCUUCCUGAUCCUCGGUCUGUUCACCGUCGUGACCGGCGUUCUCUUCUUCUUCAUUCUACCCGAUUCGCCAGUCACGGCCCGAUUCCUCUCCGCCGAAGAGAAGGCCCUACAUGCCGAGCGGCUUCGAGCGAACGAGCAGGGCAUCGGAAGCACCGUGUUCAAACCGGCGCAGGUCUAUGAGGCCCUGGUGGAUCCUCACACCUGGCUGUACGCGUUUUGGGUGUUCGCGGCCAAUAUACCCAACUCAACUGCCACCAGUUUCGGGAACAUCUUGGUGAGCGGCAUGGGCUACACGCAGCGGGAGAGUCUGCUCCUCGUGACGCCGCUCGGAGCGUACGAAGUGGUCCUGCUGGUGGGACUCACCUAUCUCAGUAUGAAAACGGACCAACGACUGUUCUGGUGUAUUGUCGGCCACAUCCCGGCGAUUGUGGGGGCAAUUCUCAUGGCGACGACGGACAAGGCGGCGGCCCUGGUGGGCUUCUACUUGACCGGGGGCAUCCCCAUCGGCUGGACGACGAUCCUGGGGCUCACCAGCACCAAUGUGGCGGGGUCGACCAAGAAGAUUACCGUGUCGUGCAUCCAAACGAUCGCCUAUACGGUCGGAAACAUCAUCUCCCCACAGACCUUCCAAUCCAGCGACGGUCCCAAAUACCUUCCGGCCAAAAUUUCCAUUGUGAUCUUGUACUUUCUCGUUACACUCGAUCUCGUGUUAAUCCGCUGGGUGUCGAUCCGGGAGAACCGCCGACGCGAUCGCGAGAAGGAGGCAUUGGGUGACGCGUAUGUCGUACCGCAGAACCACGAGUUCUUGGACCUGACGGACCGGGAGAAUCCGGAGUUUCGCUAUGCAGUCUGAUUGGAAUAUCAAAGGGAUUGAUACGGAUAGAUGGUUGAAUGACGGACGCAUGGACGGACGGAUCGGGGAUGGCGUUGAAUAACUUGAUCAGAUCGGGAAACCGAUCAGAGAUACCAUCAGGGACCAUGUUACCUGACCGCCCCAUUGCCUGUUUCUUAU